Messenger RNA from Sporisorium graminicola, 252 nucleotides. RefSeq lists its product as uncharacterized. The record is from RefSeq and is a predicted model, not a curated record. The coding region runs from base 1 to 252 and encodes 83 amino acids. NCBI's taxonomy places the organism in Eukaryota, Fungi, Basidiomycota, Ustilaginomycetes, Ustilaginales, Ustilaginaceae. The transcript is spliced from 2 exons.
AUGGGUUCCUGCUUUUCGAGUCCCUCCGAUGGGAAAAAGAUGAAGCGCACCGAUACCAACCCGGGCAAGAACAACACCGAGCUGCACCGCACCACCUCGUCCUACCAGGGCUCCGUCGCUGACGGCAUGCGCUACUCGGACCGCGCCGCCAACGCCGAGCGUGAUCGCCUUACCGCCUCGCAGCUUCACAAGUCCAAGACGCUCGAGGAGAGGAUUAGGCAGGCAGAGCGUGAGAACUCCGCAAGGAAUUAG